Messenger RNA from Microthlaspi erraticum, 420 nucleotides. The record is from the annotation of a GenBank genome assembly. Lineage: Eukaryota; Viridiplantae; Streptophyta; Magnoliopsida; Brassicales; Brassicaceae.
AUGCAUGGAGAAAGAAGAGAGAGUGAGCGCUACCCAAAACCAAAGGAGAAGAAGAAAACAUUGGAGCCGAGGCAUGAAAAUGUCUUUAAGGAUAUCAACUCCAUCUUACUUCCAACCUUUGAUGAAUAUGGAGCUGAAGAGGAGACUAAUGGUGCACCUAAUCUCUUUCACAAGAUAAGAAUCUUUACACCAAAAGAUUCGGAGCUUAAAGGUGACCAAUCCAUUGAAGAGAAGCUUGAGAGAACUAUGAAGCUUUUCCCCAAGGCAUUGGUUUUCAAAGAUGAUGUGAGAGAUGACUAUGGCGCGACAACACCACCACAAGAAUCCACUAACCGGAGAAUGGAGAAGCUAAAGGGAUCCUUUGCCCUUCAGCCACUCUUCACCACGAUUGAAAGAAAGAAAAGGAGUCAAGCUAAAUGA